AUGAAACAAAGAAGAAGGAUUAAUCAUUUAGGGCCGUUAAACCAUGUGGGGGUGGUGGUAGAGUCGGUGGAGGAAGUGAGGGAAGUGGUGUUCAAUCAUUUUAGCAACAAGUUUUUUGAAGUUGAAAGUGUGAGACCGACCUUGGACGGUAUUCAUUUUAGAUCCAUAAGCGGUGGAGAAGCUUCGGAGAUUGAAAAACCUUUUCUUGAAAAUGAGAUUAAAGAGGCAGUGUGGAAUUGUGGUGGGGAGAAAAGUCCGGGUCCGGAUGGGUAUUCUUUUCUUUUUUUAAAGAAGUGUUGGCAUAUUACCAAAGUUGAUUUUGUUAACUUCUUCAAGUCUUUCUUUGAAGGAAAUUUUAUUUCAAAGACGGUGUGUUCUUCAUUCCUUACUCUUAUUCCCAAGUGCAAAAAUCCUUUGAGUUUGGACGAUUAUAGACCUAUUUGUUUGGUGGGAUGCAUGUACAAGGUGGUGGUUAAGCUUUUGGCGGGUAGAUUAAAAGGGGUACUUAAUUCGAUCAUAUCUAAUUCUCAAAGUGUUUUUGUUCCUGGGCGGCAAUUGUUGGAUGGUGUUCUAGUGGCGAAUGAGGUGGUGGAUUUUGCUAGAAAAGAGGGAAAAAUUGUCUUCUUUUCAAGGUUGAUUUUGAGAAGGCUUAUGAUAAGUGUGGACAUCCUUCAAUUUGUGGAUGACACGUUGAUUGUGGGAGAGGGGAAUUGGAAACAUGUUCGUGCUUUGAAAGUGGUUCUUAGGGCUUUUGAAAUUGUUUCGGGGUUAGGCAUUAAUUUCCAUAAAAGUAAAUUAAUUGGGAUUAAUUCUAACAAUCACUUUUUGGAUGCCGUGUCUCACUUUCUUUCUUGCAAGAGAGAGGAGUCUUGCUUUCAUUUCCUUGGUAUUCCGAUUGGUUGUAAUCCGAGGAAGGAAUCUACUUGGAAUCCUCUAGUGGCUAAAAUGAAGAGUAUAUUGGAAGGUUGGACAAACCGGUUCUUGAACUUAGGUGGAAGGAUUACUCUUUUGAAGUCCGUGCUUAGCUCCUUAGCUAUUUUCACUAUGUCUUUCUACAAAGUUCCGUCUAGAGUGGUGAAGAAAUUUACUAGCAUCCAAAAUAAAUUUCUUUGGGGGGGAGUGGAGGAUAAGAGGAAAAUUCAUUGGGUGAAGUGGAGCGAUGUAAAUUUUCCUUUGGAGGAUGGAGGGUUAGGUGUGAAAAAUAUCAACUUGUUUAAUUUUGCUCUCCUUUGUAAAUGGAGAUGGAGAAUUCUUGAAGGGAGUAAUUCUUUAUGGUAA
Vicia villosa (hairy vetch) is the source of this 1278-nucleotide messenger RNA. RefSeq lists its product as uncharacterized. Lineage: Eukaryota; Viridiplantae; Streptophyta; Magnoliopsida; Fabales; Fabaceae. The record is from RefSeq and is a predicted model, not a curated record. The coding region runs from base 1 to 1278 and encodes 425 amino acids. The transcript is spliced from 2 exons.